AUGCAACAGGCUAUCGACAUCGGAGAAGAGGCUAACAGCAUAGGGCUGAUUGACAUUGAGGCAGGUGACAACGAAACAAGGGUCCUGGUAAGUGAUGAUGAGGCCGGGCUAGCAAGAGUUGGUGAGGCAGGGCUAGCGGCGUCGGCUAGCUGGCACCGACGAGGUAGGGACCCAAGGCGAGGAGCUUUAGGAUGGCAAGCAUGCCACAACAGGCGCCGAUGGAGGAGUAGGCAGUGCACCAGGGACGACAUCACUAGGCGCAAGCAAGUAGAUGAGCUAGGCACAGCAUCGCUGGGCGCAGACGGGCAGCGUUAUGCGUGGCAGACGCGUUGA
Messenger RNA from Ilex paraguariensis (yerba mate), 333 nucleotides. Lineage: Eukaryota; Viridiplantae; Streptophyta; Magnoliopsida; Aquifoliales; Aquifoliaceae. The record is from the annotation of a GenBank genome assembly.